This is a messenger RNA of Serpula lacrymans var. lacrymans S7.9, 849 nucleotides long. RefSeq lists its product as uncharacterized. NCBI's taxonomy places the organism in Eukaryota, Fungi, Basidiomycota, Agaricomycetes, Boletales, Serpulaceae. The coding region runs from base 353 to 550 and encodes 65 amino acids. The transcript is spliced from 3 exons. The record is from RefSeq and is a predicted model, not a curated record.
GGACAUGACAUGCAUGACACUCGUACUUAGUACAGUGUUCAAAGACUGAUAGUUGAAUGAGGGAAACAAUGACUAGGAUUAAAUUGUGAUGCCGUUACAAAAGCUGUUUCAAGAUCAAGCGCUACCUUCGGGGGAGACUUGAACAGUAUUGCAUAGCGCAUACAACUAUGGCUACAAUUGAACAGGACGAGGUCUUGCGUUAGUGAUCGACACCAAGCCAAUAGUUCCAGCCUUGAAAAGGGGGAACCUGAAUUGUAACCUUGAUAUUUGAAUGGCGACAUUGGGGUCCAUUAUAUAUCAUGUAGCUGGGAGGAACGACUGACGUGCAGUUGUGCUCUAGAAACCACAAGCGAUGAGACGAGGUAUGGGCGGAUACAUCUAUUUAGCGGGAUCAGCAACAUGGCAGAGCCAUAGUACUAGUACUGCCAAGUUCCAUCUAUCUUCAAGUCGAACGUUGAACGGCACUGCCGGUGACCAACAGUGUGCUAACGGGCUUGCAGAAAUCGCGAACACGGUAAUGUAUUUGAGCCUGAAGAUGCGGGACAUUUAGUGCUUUGAGUGAGCUUUUGACGACACGACCUCACUGAUCGCACUAGAGUGAUUUCUAGCACGACUGCUACUCCAGUUAGCAAGAUUCUACCACGGUGGGGGGAGGUCCUAAGCAACUGCAAGCGUUUUUUGUUCGCAUUCGAGGGUGGUGGUGGGAACGUUGAGUCCUCGAGGCAGAGAGGAAGGAUCGACGAAAAGCAACCAACUUUUCAAGGCCGGCGUAGAAUAGGGUUUGCAUGACGUAACCUGUUUAAAAACCCAUGUACAUUCAUACUCCAAAACUACCAGGACAGAACCAAA